UUUCCACUGUCCUCCACUUGGGGGCGGUAAUGUGCCACUGGUACUGCGUAUGGUUUAAGAGUAGGAAUAGUUUAUGUAGAUUAGCCAUGUAGAGAUGUGAAAUGUCUAACUAGGAUAUAAAAACAAACGUUUGUAACCUGAGCCGCUCGCUUCCGCACCUGAAUGGUUCAAAGGUCAACGUUCAUAAGGCAUUGGGACAAAAGAUUAUGACGUCAUUGACAACAAAGCAGGUGAGGAAGCAACGUUUACGUUUGAUUAUCUUUUAUUCAUUGCUUUUGUUUGGAGAAUUGCAAUAUAAAUAUGCAUAUACAUGUCAUGAAAGAAACAUUUAAUAUACUUAUAUUUUAAGUGUUUUGCAGCUCCGCCCCUCAAAGGCGGGACUCUGUAGCGGCGUGGUGGGCACAAGAAGCCCGGCGGCCAGUCGCUCCUCACCGGCUGCCACUGCGCCUCCGACGGCGGGGAGGCGCCGCUCACCCUCGGCGGCCGCACUAGCGUGACCCGGGGAUUAGCUGCCGGUCUCCUGACGAACACGCCCGCUUCGCUCGCCCUCGCGCUCGCCCCCCCACCGGCACCAUGGCGGAGAGAAGUGGCCGGCUGAGCUUUCCCGGCAGCGGGAGUGUCAACAGACCGGUGCCGAUGAACUUGUUCGCAACCUGGGAGAUAGACGGAUCCUCCCCGAACUGCAUCCCGAGGUUGUGUAGUUUGACUUUGAAGAAGUUGGUGGUGACGAGAGAACUCGACAAAGAACUCAUCUCUGUUGUCAUCGCCGUCAAAAUACAGGGUUCCAAGCGCGUUCUGCGAUCCCAUGAGAUUGUGUUGCCACCCAGUGGGUUCGUGGAGACGGAUCUGGCCCUCAACUUUUCACUUCAGUAUCCACACUUCCUGAAACGAGAAGGCAACAAGCUGGAGAUCCUCCUGCAGAGACGAAAGCGCUACAAGCACCGAACCAUCCUGGGCUACAAGACGCUAGCGGCGGGCUCCAUCGACAUGGCCGAGGUGAUGCAGCACCCCACUGAAGGAGGACAGGUUCUUCCUCUCUACAGCGACCACAAGGACCUACUGGGCAAGGUGGCAGAGAUCUGGAUCUUCUCGCUGUCCAGUCAGCCCAUCGAUCACGAGGACGCCGCCCUGCAAGGACAGACGACCAAAGGUCCCGAUAACUACUCAGAGGAAGAGUACGAGAGCUUCUCCUCGGACCAGGAAGCCAGCGAUGAUGCGGUACAAGCACAGGAUCUGGAGGAUGACGAGUAUGACGUCCGCAAGUCGAAGAAGCAGAGGAGGUCCAUCAUCAGGACGCCGUCCAUCACCAGACAGCAGAACUUCAAGCAGAAAGUGGUGGCCCUUCUCAAGAGGUUCCGAGUGUCUGAUGAGGUUCUAGAUUCUGAGCAGGAUCCGGGUGAGGUUCCACCUGAGGUGGAGGAAGAGGAUCUGGACCUGGACAGUGUGGACUUCGACAAUGCCAGCAACAGUGGACCGGAGGUGGACGACGAUGAGGACAGCGUACUUAGCACACCCAAACCCAAACUCAAGCCAUACUUCGAGGGUUUGUCUAUGUCCAGCUCCCAAACAGAAAUCGGGAGCAUCCACAGCGGUCAUCGUGGACCAGCCAGUCCGGCGGAGCCCGAUAAAAGCAGACGCGGUGUCGGCGAGGAUGUGUCCGAUAGCGUCUCCUACGAGCAUCCCGAGGCUGUGACGCCCACCGCCGAGCUGGAGAUGGACAACAUGGACACCUUUGUGGACACGCUGCCCCCUUGUGGCAAGAUGGCCAAGGCGGAGUCUCUCAUCCUUUCAUCCAGCAGUCAGGAACCUAAGAUGGCAGGAAGGCGAGGUCGCAGCACGUCCCUGAAAGAGCGCCAGCCCAGCAGACCUCCGAACGAGCGCGCCAACAGCUUGGACAAUGAGCGUGCUCUGGACACACGCAGCCACCCGCAGAUCCCCAGAAAGACGGUGUAUGACCAGCUGAACCACAUCCUGGUAUCUGACAAGCAGCUUCCUGACAGCAUCAUCCUCAUCAACACGUCCGACUGGCAGGGCCAGUACCUUUCAGACGCGCUCCAGAACCAGCACCUACCCGUGGUCUGCACCUGCAGCACGGCUGACGUCCAAGCGGCUUUCAACACCAUCGUGUCCCGCAUCCAACGCUUCUGUAACUGCAACUCCCAGACGCCCGUCCCCAUCAAGAUCGCAGUGGCGGGAGCGCAGCGUUACCUGAGCGCCGUGCUCCGCCUCUUUGUGGACCACCUGACCCACAAGACCCCCGACUGGCUGGGAUACAUGAGGUUCCUCAUCAUCCCGCUUGGUGUACUUCCUGUCUCCAAGUACCUGGCCUCCGUGGACCACAAAUACUACUCUUUGUUCCAGGAUACCGCGUGGAAGGACCUCUUUCACAAAGCCCAAGCUCCUCCUGUCGCCCAGGAGAGUCCAGACGUGGUGUCCAGGGUGAGGCAGUACCUGUUGGGGGCCAACGGAGCCCACCAGCUUCCCAUCGCCGAGGCCAUGCUGACGUACAAACACAAGAGCCUCCAUGAGGACUCAUGCCAGAAGUUCAUCCCGUUCAUUGGGGUGGUGAAAGUGGGAAUUGUGGAGUCUUUGUCAGCAACAUCAGGAGACUCGGACGACGUGGCGCAGGUGGGAUCCUCCCCGCUCGCCACACCGCCUCAGGCGCCGCCCACCCCACCCUCCUCGCCGUCUGUCAACACCGGCUUCAGUGCGUACAGCUGUGGAGGAGGUCAGACGGAGCUGAUGGGUCUCCAAGUGGACUACUGGGCGGCGCCCGGCGAGAAGAAGAAGGACGUGGAGAAGCGCGACGCCUCCAGCAAAAACACGCUCAAGUGCAAUUUCCGCUCGCUGCAGGUCAGCCGGCUGCCCGCGGGGGGCGCCGAGUUCAGCGGCCAGCCCACCAUGUCCAUGACGGUGGUGACCAAGGAGAAGAACAAAAAGGUCAUGUUCCUGCCAAAGAAGAGCAAAGACAAGGAGGCGGAGUCUAAGAGUCAGGUGAUCGACGGCAUCAGUCGCCUCAUCUGCACCGCCAAGCACCAGCAAACCAUGUUGACAGUGUUGAUUGACGGGGCGGAGUGGAACGACGUCAAGUUUUUCCAGCUGGCGGCGCAGUGGUCCUCGCACGUUAAACACUUCCCCAUCGGGAUCUUCGGGCACACAAAAGGCUCGUUAUUUCCAUAACCUCCACAGGAAGCUGCCCAUCGAGGGCGGGCGGCGUCCUGAUUUCAAGCACACGUGACUCAAGAAUAUAUUUUUGCAAAAAAAGGAAGAAGACUUGCAGAGUAUUUUCUCUCCAAGAAAAGUGGAUUUGUUUGUGUUUUCCACUUGUGUGCAAUAGACUCAAUAAUAAUAAUAAUGAUAAUAAUAAUAAUAAUAAUUAGAUGAGCUUCUUGUCUUGCUAAUGCUAAUGCUUAGCUUUUUGCUAAGAAUAAGAAACAUUUAGCCAAGUGGCGCACAACAAGACAGCACACAACACGAGUUACUUGUUAGCCUCAAAGACAAACGUCGAAGGUUUGCUUUGCUUUGUUGGCCAUCUUUAGCGGGGACGGCUGCGCUAGUUGGCUUAACAUCCGUGUGCGGAAUAGACUGCUAAUCCCACGUGCUAAUACCCCAAUUCCCAGCGCUCGUAUUCUUUUUCACUCUCUUUGAGCGUCUGGCAACCGAUGGUCAGCAAGGGUUCUGUCCAUUUGGAAAGACGUCCCAGAUCCAAACACUCCACACACUAGUUGUAGCAUCUCAGCGCUAUCCACUUGGGGCCGGGCCCCCACCGCCAGGCGCUGGACUGCCAGCCCCUCCCCCAGAGUGGGCUCCGGUUUAAGGCCCCGCUGCUCCGCUAUCUGGUAUUCAUCCUUCAAAACUCCAUUGGGCUUUGAGUCUUCACGUUGCUAUGGGAACUGAGCGGUCAACACACUUCCGUGUUUAGUCCAUGACAUUGUCACUGAUUUGGAAUACCUUUGUUCUGUCUUUUCUUUUGCCAUGGAAAAUAGUAGUGAGGUGAUUCGUUUUUGUCCCAUUGCCAAAACUGCUACUAAGAUGCUGAAUAAAGGAAAAAUAAAUAAAAGGAAGCUUUGUGCCUCCCAA
Doryrhamphus excisus (bluestripe pipefish) is the source of this 4080-nucleotide messenger RNA. RefSeq names its product phosphofurin acidic cluster sorting protein 2 (gene pacs2). The record is from RefSeq and is a predicted model, not a curated record. Gene Ontology annotation, biological process: protein localization to plasma membrane. NCBI's taxonomy places the organism in Eukaryota, Metazoa, Chordata, Actinopteri, Syngnathiformes, Syngnathidae. Gene Ontology annotation, molecular function: transmembrane transporter binding.